Lasiosphaeria miniovina is the source of this 1218-nucleotide messenger RNA. RefSeq lists its product as uncharacterized. The transcript has 2 exons. Bases 1 to 1218 code for a protein of 405 amino acids. NCBI's taxonomy places the organism in Eukaryota, Fungi, Ascomycota, Sordariomycetes, Sordariales, Lasiosphaeriaceae. The record is from RefSeq and is a predicted model, not a curated record.
AUGCCCGUGACAGUCAGGCUAUCGUCACGGAUAGCCGAGAGCUGGGGUAAGCAGGGCCAGCUCCACGGCAGCGGCAGGUACGUUCAGGCAACAUCCCCAGAACAGCUGCUGUCGAGCACGACGAGCAAUGACGACGACGACGCCGCCGCCGCGGGCGUUGUCUCGGGUUUCGAUGGGAGCCGGCGGGGGAGAGGCGGCCGUGACAGCGGUAGCCCGCGAGCCAUGUCCCGGCGCACCGUCUUUGACAGCUCCUUCGCCGACCGACUCGACCGGCGGACCUCGACCACGUUCGCGACAAAAAACGGUCUCGUGCACGCCUGCAUCGAGGCCUACAACGAGCACCACAACUUGGUGCUGCGGCCCGACGACGUGUGGUUCGCGAUCCUAACCCAGCUCAGCGCCUACGUCAACGCCAACGCUGCGGACCUGCGCUCGAACCUAGUCGGGCAGCACGAGACAUCGCCCCAGCAGCAGCAGAACCACCUCCACAUCGACGCCGACGUCUCAGCUCCAAACUUCGACCACGGGGCCGUGGUCUCGCAGAUGGGCCAGCUGCUCGGCACGCGCGUACGCGACCCGGCGCUGCGCGACUGGAUCCUGCCGGCCUUCAGCACUACGCGUGCGACAGAUCAGGCCGUCGCGAGCAUCAUCUUCAUGGGCACGAUGCAAAAGUACUUCACAUACAGCUGGGGGACGCGGUGCGGCAUCCCAGCCGUCACACUGCUGGGCGACGCCGCCGACUGGGACGAGAUUGCCCGCCGCUGCGAGAGCCGGCUCUCCUUCCCGUCUUCAGACUUCGGCCCCGGCCCCGCCGAGUGGUACCGCCGCGUGCUGCGGCCUGUACUAACCAACCUGGCGGGCUCGUUCCGCGACCCCGAUGGGCCUGCCGCGCGCCGCUUCUGGGCCGCCAUCGUCGACCAGCACCGCCCUAACGGCAGCGGCCGCGUUACGUACUCGGGCUGGAUUACGGCCUUCUGCUACUGGGACGAGGCCGGCCGCUGCCUCCAUCCUCCCCUCCAUCCUUCGUCGGGCUCGCCAGCCGGAGCAGGCGGCGGCGUUGUGAGCAUCUCGAGGAGCGACGUGCCCGUCGGCUUCGCCAAGGUCCCCGUCACGCUGCUUGACGGUGGCGCCCGCAUCCCCGUCGAGCUGCUCGCCGGGUCCUUGGCUAUGCGCGUCACGCGAUCCGGAAGGACUGGCCGCGUAGAUCGUGGUCAAUAG